AUGCAUUACAUCACCUUGAUCACAUCGAUCGCCUGUGAAGAACUGCUGUUUGGUGGAGAUUAUGUCCCGACGUCGUAUGAUCCGGGAGAAUUGUUGACAAAAAUCUUCAACUUGAACGGCUCAACACAAGGCCGGUCUGGAAAUGGCGUUAGAUUUGAAGGUGAGACUAAUGCGGGCAUCGAUAAUACCUAUGCUGACAAAGACGCUGAAGAGAGGCGAAUUUAUUCAUUCCCCCCAGAAGGGGCCAACUUUCAAUACGCCAUCCAGCAUAAUGUUGACAAUAUUUACAAAAUUACAUACGCUGAUGAUAACCGACCUGGCGAGGGUCAGAAGACAAGGCGGAGGCGAAAGCCAAGGCUCCAAAGACCGCCAGAUUUCCUCAGACCUCUCGGGCCGAGUUUGUCCCAGUUUGCCAUCAGAGCACCCCCAUACACAGGAUCUGACCAUCAAGGACCAAUAUACAGCCCAAAAGGACCUUCGAAGCCUUCUUUAGCCUCCGAAGCCGUGGAUAGGGUCACCGAAGCUCUCACGUCGAUAGCUUUGUUUGAUGACUUGCAAUGCGUACCUCGAUUGCUGUGUGAGGCGGCGAGCGAUGGAGCCCUGGGGUCAUCGCAGACUCUCCAGUCUAUUGCCGGCGUGCAACCUUUACUUACGUUACUCUCUACAUACAGCGGCGUUAGCUCCAAUCCACUUUUCGUAUUCGGCCGAGCAGCUCUCUUGGGAAUGUCGUCGAAGAAUAAUUCGGCAUCGUGCCGGUAUGCCUAUCCGCUCUGCCCUACAGACCCCGAGAAAUUGAUCUAUUACCUCAACAACCAUAACGGGGGCUUCUUUAGGUUUUUCAACGCACCCCAACGCGGUCUACAAAAUAUCGGCCAUUUGUAUGACGGACUGUCGCAGAGUUCCGGGGGUCUUAACCCAUUUUUGCACAAUGAUGGAGCUGACAACAAUUUAUACCAACAAUACGAACAUAACGGGAUUCAAGAUUACUCUCAGCAAAACUAUGGAGUGAGGUUUCCAUACAAAGAAGACAAAUAUGGAUUGUUGAACAACGUACGAUUUAAGAACAACGUUAACCUUAAUGAAACGUACAGGAUUGAAAAACGUAUACAAAACAGACCUGGGAAAUAUGUAGACAGCAGUGAAGAUCUAAAUUUUGACGAUGAAAACUACCAAACUGCGAAAUGGUCUUUCCCCGAAGCACACAAAGAUUUUAUUAAAAGCGAUAGCUUUCGAGUUGGCAAAGGUCUCAAAUUUCCAGACUACGUAAACGAGGAGAACGAUGUUAACAGUAUCAAAAGAGAUCCCAGGGGCUUCGUUUUUCCAGAUACACUGAACAAUCAUUACUUGGACUUCAAAAAGUAUCAAGGCAAUAAUCUGUCGCCGCACAGCAAGUACCACAAUGAUUUCGAUGCCAACAUUUACAAAGUGCAUAAUUAUCCAGAUGGAUAUGACAAGGAACAAUCGAUUCGUACCGUUUAUGUCGUCAGAGGCAACGGUGACCCGCGGAAUCCGGAAAUUAUUAAAUUGAGGCCAGGGCAGAGCGUCCAU
This is a messenger RNA of Iphiclides podalirius (scarce swallowtail), 1548 nucleotides long. Lineage: Eukaryota; Metazoa; Arthropoda; Insecta; Lepidoptera; Papilionidae. The record is from the annotation of a GenBank genome assembly.